This is a messenger RNA of Antechinus flavipes (yellow-footed antechinus), 3932 nucleotides long. RefSeq names its product spermatid maturation protein 1-like. Gene Ontology annotation, biological process: sperm individualization; flagellated sperm motility. The record is from RefSeq and is a predicted model, not a curated record. Gene Ontology annotation, cellular component: cytoplasm. The coding region runs from base 27 to 1439 and encodes 470 amino acids. Lineage: Eukaryota; Metazoa; Chordata; Mammalia; Dasyuromorphia; Dasyuridae. The transcript has 3 exons.
GCCACAGGAACCUCAACUCCCAGGGUAUGCGGGCAGGGGUGGGGGCUGGGGCACCCCAGGAAGCUCUGGGACCCCCAACAUGGGCAAGCAAGUCCUGCAAAUGGGCCCAAGUACACUCAAGACCCAACCCCAGGAAGUGCCAGGACCUGGGGGACUCGAUCCUGUUACUCCUGGGGAGCGUGAUCCUGUUGAAUGUUGGAAUGAAUGCGGUGAUGCUGCUCUGGCGUCAUUUGAAAGCCUCCCUCCGAAUACUGUUCCAUCACUUUUGGGAAAAAUACCGGCAACGAUGCCACCCAACCUGCAUCUGCUGCACCAUGGAUCCCAAGAGCCUAAUCCCUCGGGGCUCUCCCCAUACCCAUCAGCAUCAAACCUGCCUGGUGGACCCUUCUCACAGCCUGGACUGGGCCCCAGACACAGAUGAUGAGAAGGUCUCAAAGUGCCGAUGGCUGCCACCACAAUGUGGCCACUCUGGAGACCCAAAGAUCUCCCGUGGACUAUGGAAGCAGGGGAAAGGGUUGGUGCCCAAGGCAGAAAAGUUUACCCAUUCUCAGUCUGCUGGAGUGAGUACUACCCCACUCCUGCGCCCUGAGACCCUUUUCUACCCUGGCCAAAAGCCUCAAAGCUCAAGGAACAGUGAGGAAAUAGAGUCCCAAUCUGCCAGAUGCAUUCAGAAGCCAUGCCAGGUUUUCCUCUCCUCCUCUGUUCCUCAUCCCCCAGCUGGCCAUGUGGUAUAUGAUGCCAGAAAGAUGAAAGGCCCAAACUGCCAGUUGGGGGGAUUUGUGGAAGCUUUGUCCCUUUCCACAGGCGGAGGCUCUCUUCGAGAGCUCAGUGAGAAGGGCCAAAACCCAGUCUCCCAGACCCCGGAGAGGCCCUCCAAUCCGCCCACUUUCCCUGUUGACGACCCUGUGGAGCACAUAGAAUAUAGGAAGCAGAGAGCCAGCUUUCCUGAAGGAAGGAACAAGGGCACACUCUCCUGUAACUCCAAGUCCCGUACUGAUAAAGGUUAUUCUGAGAGGAAGAUUCUGCAUUCCCCAAAUUCUGCCUGUUUACAGUCUUCUGACUACCCCACUUUUUCCUGCCAUACUCCUUCCCGGUCACCCUGUUCUUCUGAAAUCCUCCUACCUGGCCAGAUUCAUUUGUACCAAAAACAGCCUUCAAAGGUUUUUGUAGAAACUAUUGAGGUUUCAAAGGGUGAUAAGGCUUGUGAUAUGCAGAAAUUACCAGAGGUCUCCACUGUCACUCAGAUCCAUUGCCCCCAAAGAUGGAACCAAAACUGGGGGUACAAGUCUAUGGAAAUGCCCAUGCAGAAUCGGUCAUCCCUCCAUCAGAUGCCUCUGAGCAAGGGAUCUGGUUUGGCGACAGGCCAUGUGGUCUUUGAUGCCAGGCAACUCAGACUAAACAAGGAACAAGCCAGAAGCUAUGUCCCCAGGGUUUCCUAAGGCCCUGAAACCCCUUUGACUGUUCCAAGGAAAGGCAGAAGGAAGACUGGGGAUACCAGUCCAUGACGAAGACUUGGGAGAAAAGCACAGCAAUAAAGGGACAGGUAUAAAAAGGAAACAGAUUUGCAUGGUGGUAUUCAGGUGCAGUGAAACCCCAAACCUGAUUAGUGUCUAUAAUCAGAGAAUUGUCUGGACCAGAUCUUUGAGGUAACUGCCCUUUCUUACACCUCUAUCUUAUUCGGAUCCUAUUAUGCAGCCAAAUGGCCUCUAUGGGGCUGAGGGAGGGAGGUGGCACAGAGGUGGAACACAUAGGACGAUAGGAUUUGGAGCUAGAGAGGACUUACAGAUAAUCUGAUGGAACUUCACGAUUUCAAAGUGAGGACUUGCCUAAGGUCACCCAUGUAAGUAGCAGAGCCAGAAUUUGAAGGUGGCUCUAUUGAUCUCAAAUUUAAAUCAAUUGGGUUGAACUAAAUGGCCAAUGAAGUCUUUUCCAGCUCUCAAAUUCUGUGAUUGUGUAAAAUACAAUGCUCUUUCAACUGCAUAGAUUAUCCUACAAUAAGGCCCAGUGAACUGAGCUCUGGGGUUGCUCUACUAUUAAAAAUACAGCACAGAGACCACCCUAAACGUAGAUUCUAUCAGUCCCUUCACCUGUCAAGGUCCAAGACUUUCUCUUCCCUUUCCCAAUUCUGGGCUCCAUCUGCUUCCUUUGAGAAGACAGAAUCCUCCAGCUGCCAUCCACAUUUCCUUAGGGCCUCUAGUUUAGUUCCGAGACAGAGAGGAGAAGAGUUGGGGAAAGAGCUCUGUGACCCUUCAUUAGAGGUCAGCUAUGGGGCUCAGUGGAUAAAAGUACUGGGCCAAGAGUCAGUAAGACCUAAGUUCAAAUUUGAACUUAGAUCUUUACUAGCUAUAUGGCCAUGAUCAAGUCAUUUGACGUCUCUGUCAGCUUAUUUUGCAAAAUGGGGAUGAUAACCUACCUCAUAGGGUUGUAGGGAGAACCAAAUGAGAUUUGCAAAGCACUAAGCAGAGCACCUGGCAACACUGUAGGUGCUUAAUAAGUGAUUGUUCCCUUCCCCCUUUUCUCUUCCUCCAAGACAGCAAAAUAUUUAUCUGGAUACUUAGACCCACAACAUAAGUCUUUAAUCUUGACUGAAGUGCCUAUUUAAUUCUCAGCUGCCUCUUCUCUAUGAGGCAUAGUACAAAAAUCCCUGGAUUCUGGAACCAGAAGACCUGAGUUAAAAUCCAGUCUCUGGUUCAACUUUAGGCAAGUCAUUUUCCCUACUUGUAAAAGAGAGAUUAUGGUCCAUUUUGUCUCUUGCCUAUUAUAAAUCUUAUGACCCAUAACAGAGAACCAAAGCCAGCCAAAGGAUUUUGCUCAAAGCUAGUAGGUGGUUUCUACCUGGAGUCCUUUGAAUAUAAAAGGACAGGAAAAUCAAGUCUUGUUCCUUGUCAAGUCUUUUGUUAACCAUUAAGUGUCAGGCACUCAGCUAAGUUCUAGGAAUGCAAAAAAAGGCAAAGCUAUUUUGCCAUCAAAAAGCAUCCAUUCUAGGGGCAGCUAGGUGGCACAGUGGACAGAGUACCAGCCCCGAAGUCAGGAAGACCUGAGAUCAAAUUUGACCUCAGACACUUAACACUUCCUGUGUGACCCUGGGCAAGUCACUUAACCCCAAUUGCUUCAGGGGGAGGGGAAGGCAUCCAUUCUAGUGCAGAGACAAGACAUAAAUAACCAGGUACAUACAAGAGCUGUACAGGGUAAAGGUAAUCUGGGUAGAGAAAGUACUACCAGCGGGGCACCACACCACUACCACAAAAAGCAAGUGGGAUUUGAACUUUCCCUGAAGACAACAGUGAUUUUCCUUUGUUGGGGGGUUCCCUUCGUUCUGUCCUUGUUUUCCCAUUUGCUGAGUUUCUGCUAUCAUCCUUCCAUUUUCUCAGUUCCAGUAGCCUAUCCCUUUACAAGCAUUGUCUCUUAGAUCUGUCUGUGAUACUAAUUUGGAUGGUUUACUCGGACUUCUGGUCAUCAAUGGUGAACAUCAAUUUCUGUUUCAGUAGCCUGAUUCUGCCUACCACUACUCUGCUUCUAAUAAUAUCCUAAUCUUUAUGUUCUCAUUACAAUUCACAGAGAGCUGUGUCUAGAUUAAAGAGUACCUAUUUGGAGCCCUGAACUCAGGCUGACCUUAUCCUCUCCUCUGAGCACAUUAUGGUCCUGACCUUUCCCAUCUGGUUUAGCUAGUUUACCACAAACACUUGCUUUUCUGUCAAAGCAUUGAAUUUAAAGGGACCUUUCUAGUGUGCCAAUUUUCUCUUAUCAAUAAAGACAACUUUCUAUAAUUUAAAACUCUUGGAAAAUUGCUUGGGACACUCAGAAAUUUUGACUUACCCAUGACCACACAUUUUGAGAAGCAUUUGAACCUGAUUCCAGGUUUGGUUCUCUAGAUCCAAAGAGGGAAACUGAGGCUGAGAAGUUUUCCUAGUUCUGACCAUGAUUAUAAUAGG